GAAACCCUUGACAACCGAGACAACUACACACUACGAGGACUUCAGUGAAACAACACAUCAAAAUAUUUGAGAAAUUCAGUGUUUGUAAAAUGGAGUCCGACAGCCUUCACCUAUGUAUUGACUAUGUUGGAAGUAGCGGAGUUGUUCUUAGCCCAGAGCAAAAAGCAUGUUUACAAACAUCUUUGGUAAUUUUGAAAAGUGAAAGCAAAUUGAAGAAAGUUUAUUUCUGGGGGAAAAUUAUUGGAAUCAAAGAUGACUAUUUUAUAGCACAAGGAACUGGAAAUGAUGAAAUGGCAGAUAGAAGGACAUACUACAGCAAAGACUGUGUAAACUGGGGUCUUCUUCCACCAGCAACUAAGCAGAUGAGAGAGCAGAGCAAGCUUGCUAAAGGUAGAUUCACUGGUGACCCAUCAUUUGAAUUUGAACAUGUAGAAACAAAGAAAGUAGGUGAAGGUGAAGAUGCCACUGAAGAAGAAGAGACGAUAACCAUUAAAGAAGAAGACAGACUCUCCUCAGUUAUAGCUGAGAUUGACGAGGAUGUUUGUAUGGUACCAAGGGGUGCUUUUAUCAAAACACCAACAGGCAUUGUUAAACCAAACAGAAGCUUUGAAGGUUUGACUGUAUCAGAGGCUGCCAAGUUAUGCUCAUACAUGCACUUCAGAGACGCUAAAAUUCUCAUGGAGAAAUCCCUUCUUCACAAAGCUAACCUCGACAAAUCUAUUGACUUUAUGGACACAUUAGAAGAUGACAUUCCUAAAGGUUCCUGGAGUCUGCAGUUUGAGCGUGGAAGUGGUUUGGUUUGUCUGCGAAGUACCUUGUGGUUAGGAUUUGUUUUUUACCAUGUACCUGGAACCAAAAAGUUUGGCUCAGUUUACUGCGGUACCGGAGAGAAGAAUUCAGAUUUACCUUUCAUGUUGUAACUUUGUGUACGCUAUAACUAAACUAAAGAAAAAAUCUGUGAACAAUUAGAAAGUGUUGUUUUAAAAAUGUAAAUAAGUGAUCAAACAAUAGUAAUGAUGUAAUACAAAAUAAAGUUUUGUUGCACUCUUUUACUUCUCACAAAACUUCAAACAAGAUCAGUGUGAGAACAAUAAUUAUGAGAUUAACAACAUGGACAACAGUCAACACAUCAUCAAAGUUGGAUAGGAAUUUCUGUGAUAUAUGACAAUUCGUUACUGAUAUACAAAAUGUAGUUCUAAUUUAUAUUGUUUUGUAUUAUUCUACUUGAAAGCAUUUUUUUCUGUUCUUCUCAUUUGUCAGAAUAGAAUAUACAUGUUCAUACUUUAAAAUUAAAUUUAUCCUCAAAAUAUUA
Ruditapes philippinarum (Manila clam) is the source of this 1312-nucleotide messenger RNA. Its product is annotated as radial spoke head protein 9 homolog. The transcript is spliced from 5 exons. NCBI's taxonomy places the organism in Eukaryota, Metazoa, Mollusca, Bivalvia, Venerida, Veneridae. Gene Ontology annotation, cellular component: radial spoke; axoneme. The coding region runs from base 90 to 920 and encodes 276 amino acids. Gene Ontology annotation, biological process: cilium movement involved in cell motility; motile cilium assembly; axoneme assembly. The record is from RefSeq and is a predicted model, not a curated record.